This is a messenger RNA of Parnassius mnemosyne (clouded apollo), 864 nucleotides long. The record is from the annotation of a GenBank genome assembly. NCBI's taxonomy places the organism in Eukaryota, Metazoa, Arthropoda, Insecta, Lepidoptera, Papilionidae.
AUGAAAAUUUCCCUGGUAGUUCUGUUUUGUUUGGUGGCGGUUUCUUUGGCUACGGAGCCAAUUCUUCUCCAUUAUCACGAGAAUGUGGGCAUUCCUCUAGCUGAACGCAUCAAGCAGUCAGAACAAGCCGUCGACUUCGAUGGCUCCAGGAUCGUGGGGGGCUCGCCAGCGUCGCUUGGAUCCUAUCCAUUUCUGGGCGGGCUAGUCAUAGCCCUAGCUAGCGGUGGCACCUCCGUCUGCGGCUCCUCCUUGCUAUCCAACACCCGCCUGGUGACGGCAGGCCACUGCUGGUAUGACGGUCGCAACCGGGCGCGCCAGUUCACCGUGGUGCUGGGCUCCACGCGCCUCUUCUCCGGCGGCACCAGGAUCACCACCAGCAACGUCCAGACCCACGGCAGCUACAGCCCCUCCACAUUGCAUAAUGACGUCGCUAUUAUAAGUAUUAGUAGAGUCAAUUUCAACAAUAACAUCGCUCCCGUCGCUUUGCCCUCCGGGUCCUUACUGAACAACAACUUCGCGGGCACCAGAGCGCAGGCGACCGGCUUCGGCAAAACUAGCGACGCCGCCGGUAUCACACAGAAUCAGGUACUAAGCCACGUGUCGCUGCAAGUGAUCACCAACGCAGUAUGCCAGCGGACGUUCGGCACCUCGACCGUGAUCGCGUCUACUCUGUGCACCAGCGGCUCUGGGGGCACCAGCACCUGCAGCGGAGACUCCGGCGGGCCCCUCACCAUCAACAAUGGCGGACAGCGAGUGCUCAUCGGUAUAACGUCCUUCGGCUCCAGCCGCGGGUGCCAGGCGGGACUCCCCGCCGGCUUCGCCAGGGUGACCUCCUUUGCAUCCUGGAUCCAAGCCCGUCUUUAA